Molecule: messenger RNA, 1959 nt
Organism: Paramacrobiotus metropolitanus
Lineage: Eukaryota; Metazoa; Tardigrada; Eutardigrada; Parachela; Macrobiotidae
Product: kelch-like protein 17
Exons: 4
Coding region: 1-1848 (615 amino acids)
Molecular function (GO): protein binding
Source: RefSeq, a predicted model, not a curated record
AUGGAACCUAUCACUAAAAAACCCAGACUGGAGACGGCAGAUGUCGACAACCAAAACGCGGGAAGCAAGGAGUGCAAGUUAGGUCCCAGUAUUGUUGACCCUAGGCCUAAAUCUCAGUUAGGAAAUGAAAAUCUCCUAAAACAUCUUGAUAACGACGAUGAGGAUGUCGCCAUCGUAUUUGUCAAGCGCGACCCCGAAGCCGUCAUCCGCAAUAUGUUGGUACGUGUUGUCAUUGGGAACUAUGUGCAGUGUGCGCUGCGCGGAGCCGUUCAGGACCUGCUGCCCGAUGCUGCUUAUUUCCAAAAUGGACUGAUUCCAGUGAUUAAUGAAUAUACCAUAGUAGUGCCGGACGGCAUCGAGACGUUGGCUGCUCAUUCCGUCCUGCUGACAGCGCUUAAUCCCGGAGUACCAUUGAACUGGAAAUCAACGGCCAAGAGCAUGACGGUGGAUCAGCUGCAUAUGGCGGCGUCGUAUUUCAACAUCAGUGCCGACAAACUUGGUAAGGCCUUGGCUCGUGUUAGUGAAUCUGAAUCUGAUGGAGAAGAUAAUAAUGCUCAGCUGUCUGGUGAUGCUCCAACGAAACCGUACAAUGAAAUACAGGAUCAAUUCCACUCCUAUUCUCAAACAGCAGAUUUUUUGGACCUUCCUUUCGGGCAGAUUUUGACGCUACUGAGGAAGGGAUUUUUGGCAGUGCAAUCGGAGAAGGAAGUGUAUCAGGCAGUAAUGGAGUGGUGUAAUCAUCGGUACCCGGCGCGCUGGAAAGAGCGCAUACUGGCACCGUUGUUGGCCGAGAUUCGUUGGGAUUUGAUAACGGAUACCCUGCAGCAGGGAAUUUCAGCGUCAGAUAAUCCAUUACGUAAAGUGUUGUCUGAACUAAAAGAGGCAGUAAUGCUGAAAUCGCGUCGUCAGGUCACAGCUGCUCCACGACAACGCCAUUUUGCCGAAACCGUUUACGUCUUCCAUGCCGACCGGAACCAGGUUAGCCUGCGUCGAUUCGACUGGCGCAAUAACACGCUAUCCGACGACAUAACGCUAAAAGGUCUUACCGCAUCAUCCACGUGCAAAGAACUGGGCCCGGCAAUCGGAAAUAAGCUGUGUUUCCGGGUUCAACGCGGUGAUAAACUGCAGACCUUUCAGUACUGUCCCAUCACGAAGAAAGUGCGCAUUUUAUAUGACGAGCCAUUGGACAUGUUGGGAUUAGGGCCAACAGUCUAUUUAAACGGGCUGCUGUACCGUUGGGAUUUUGAGAAUGGCCAAAAGAAGAACAAUUCGUGUACUUUCGAUUUGGUAUCUAAAGCAACUGUGAAAGGUCUCCGACUGCCGAAAGUCUUGAGGAAAGAAGCAGCAUUCGAUUGUUACGAUGACAAAUUGUAUUACUGCGGUGGAAUGCCUAUCAGCGAAAAAGCUCACCCGGAAGCUGUAUCGACAGUGGACAUGUACGACGCCACAACCGGCCAGUGGACAGCACUGCCCAGCAUGCUAUUCGCGCGUCGCUGUUUUGCAGUGAAGGUCUUCAAUGGGUACCUGUACGCGACGGGUGGAGCGUGUAAUUCCAACAAAACCUUCCCUUAUGCUAUCCUACACACGUGCGAACGCCUAAAACUAAACAGUCCCAACGCAAAAUGGCAGCGAGUGGCGGAUCUGCAGUAUUGGCGGUACCAGCAUGCCAUGUUUGUUGUUGAUGACCGAUUGUACGUCUGCGGAGGAAGGUUGCGGAGCGAGCAGGGUUUCGCAAUGGAAAGAUACGACGUGGAGGGAAAUAAAUGGGAUAAGUUGCUUAAGGCGGAUCGGUAUCUGUUUGGAGCCAUUUCUCAGUGCGUUACGAUUACUCAGUGCUUCAAAGGUUAAGCAUCGGGAGCAGCUUAGGUUUAAACAUAUUGUUAAAAGACUUCGUCAUUGUGCUAGAAUGGUUAAAGAAUUCAACAGACACAGAAAUUCCUUGCGUGUAUUUGUUUUUAA